CAACUUGAGGAGGCGAAUUGAAACUUCCCAAAAUUAACUAUUUAACAUCAUAAAUCGAAGUUUGAGCGACCAAAAGGUAUAAAUUAUCAUAAUUUAUGCCAAUCGAGAGCGGUGCAAAAUGCGUCUUCACUACUCGUAUCUACAGUUGCCAAGAAACAAACAUGCCCCAAUCCCAUCACGCACCCUCGCAGAGCAGCUGAUUUGGUUGCUAAGUCACUGCUCCAAUCUCAAACACAUACAACAAACACAUGGUUUUAUGGUUUCUACAGGCCUCCAUCAUGAUAACCUCCUCCUUAGCCGAUUCAUAAAUGCCUGCUCUUCUCUAGGCCUCUCUCUCUACUCCUAUUCAGUCUUUACCCACAAAACACGACCACCUGAUAUCUAUCUUUACAACACUAUGAUCAGGUCUCUCUCUUUCUCUCAAACACAAUCUCAAGCGGCCAUCUUUCUUUUCAACAACAUACAAGUGGCCGGAUUGCGACCCGAUUCUUACUCAUUCCCUUUUGCACUAAAGGCUGUUGCUAAAUUGUUAGCAAUCAGAACAGGGAGGCAAAUUCAUUGUCAAACUAUUGGAGUUGGCCUGGACUCUGACCUUCACGUUGUCACGGCUCUCAUUCAGAUGUAUUCUUCUUGUUCUAGUGAGUGCAUUUCUGAUGCUCGCAAGUUGUUUGAUGGGGCGUGCGGCAGAGUAAGAUAUGUGGUUUUGUGGAAUGCUAUGGUUGCUGGUUACACUAAGAUUGGUGACAUGGAAAAUGCUCAACGUCUGUUUGAUUUUAUGCCUGAAAGAAAUGUGAUUUCUUGGACGGCUGUGAUUUCUGGGUAUGCUCAGAUUAAUAGGCCCCACCAAGCAAUUGGCAUCUUUCGGAGAAUGCAGAUUGAAAAAGUGGAGCCCGAUGAAAUCACAAUGCUGGCUGCACUUUCAGCCUGUGCUCAUUUGGGUGCAUUAGAAUUAGGGGAGUGGAUUCAUAACUACAUUGACGAGCAUGGAUUGAAUAGAAUUACUUCUCUUAAUAAUGCACUCAUAGACAUGUAUGCCAAGUCAGGGAAUAUCAAAAGGGCAUUACAAAUAUUUGAGAAUAUGAAGCAUAAAAAUAUCAUAACAUGGACAACUAUGAUUGCUGGACUAGCUCUGCAUGGACUUGGAAGAGAAGCUCUUGAAAUGUUCUCUUGCAUGGAACGUGAUGGAAUUAUGCCUAAUGACGUUACUUUCCUUGCUGUCCUUUCUGCUUGCAGCCAUGCUGGAUUGGUUCAAAUUGGGCGUUCAUAUUUUAGCAAUAUGGAAUCGAGAUAUGGGAUUCAACCUAAGAUUGAGCACUAUGGCUGCAUGAUAGAUUUACUUGGGCGUGCUGGUUGCCUUCAAGAGGCCCAACAACUUGUUCGACAGAUGCCAUUUGAGCCAAAUGCAGCAAUAUGGGGAUCUCUGCUUGCUGCUGCUAAUACUCAUGGUGAUGCCUUGCUUGGAGGGAGCGCAUUGGAGCAUCUAAUAAAGUUGGAGCCCAAUAACAGUGGAAAUUAUGUACUUCUAUGUAAUCUAUAUGCCUCUUUCGGUUGGUUGGAAGCAGCUAGGACAGUAAGGAUUGUGAUGAGAGACGAAGGUGUUAAGAAGAUGCCAGGAGGAAGUUUCAUUGAGGUGAAUAGUAGAGUUAAUGAGUUUAUUGCAGGAGACGCAUCACAUCCUCAGUUUAAUGAGAUACGUGAAGUUCUAUGGAAUAUAAAUAGGCAGUUGAGACUUGCUCAUCAUUUCGAAGAGAGUGUGAUGGGGCUGCUUGAAUAUUGUGAGGGGUGGGAUGAAAUUCUACAUAGCCAUGAGUAACUCAAUGUCGCAAUCACCUAAGAUGCUGCAUUACCUUGAAUUUUGCCUGUUGAGCAGCUGAGGACUUAACUCACGGUUAGAUGUUUCUUUCUAUUCGACUUGGAUAAGUUCACCAGUUUCAUCAAAUGGUUCAGGGUUUAAUUUAUUACUCAGGUAUCUGGGAACGGAUUUCACUCAUAAAGUCUACUCCUUGACUUGAUAUCAUUCUGAUGAAUGAAGCAUCAGAGCUUCAUAAUGUUUUUGCCAUCUAACUGAUGAGAGCACCGUCUCUCCCAUCCAAUCCUGCUAUACAGCUAGCUCUGGAAAUACUACGCUCUGAUUUGUGAUCUGGAUGAUCCUUCACAGGAAAAGUCACUGACUCAGCAUGAUGAGACGAUGGCCUUCUCCUUUUUCCAGAGACCGGGACUUUCCGUUCUGAAGUUUGGAAAUUUGUCCCUGAUUUUUUUUGGCUGCAAAUGAUUUGCCAUUGCUACUUCCUUCUGCUCUCUUACCUCCUGAUUUCAAAAUUUCACCUCAUUGUGCCUGUCUGCCCAUAUGCAAAAAUGCAAGCGUUGUAACCGUCAAGGACGGAUUUGAUGACUGGUUCAACUUCCGAAAAAACUUCAUCUGCAAAUAUAUUUGUGGUCUUAUUCGACAAAACACGCGAAUGUUUCCUGCAACGAGCAAAUAUGACGAGCAUCUGCCUCAAAUCCAAGAUGAAAUUGAAUAUCAAAUCCGAAACCUUGCAGUUGAGACAGCAACUCCAAUUUCAAUGUUAAAAAGGAAACAUGUAUAACUGACCUUUCAAGUCCAGAAAAGCAUUCAGCAGCUGCCUUCUCUGUGUGCUCAAUUGGUUUAUUUGGCUAGUUAAGGCAGCAACCUCAUCUGGGAAUUUUCAUUUUUGGUGUGCAAACCACGCUAUUACAGCCAAAGAAUGGACCACAGAGAGUACUGUUCCAACCUACGAUAAUGACACAAACAACAAGAAAUGGUUAAAGAAUUAUUAGAAUCUGAUGGUAGUAUUAAGUACGUACCAUGAAUAUUUGGGGAAUGAUCAUGUUUCUCUGCAUUAACCCAACACCUCAAACCAUUCAUUGGUUACCAAAAUUAUUUAUUAUUUAGAAAAAAUCACAAUGUGAACUUCUCCGAGGACUUUCGGAUUCUGUAAUUAUAUUUUUGGUAAUUGCAUAUACUGUGCAUGUGAACUUCUUUGAGGCAA
Messenger RNA from Jatropha curcas, 3011 nucleotides. The record is from RefSeq and is a predicted model, not a curated record. NCBI's taxonomy places the organism in Eukaryota, Viridiplantae, Streptophyta, Magnoliopsida, Malpighiales, Euphorbiaceae.